AGGACGGGAAGGCCGGGCGAGGCUUCCGCGCUACCGGAAGUCGGCGAUGGUGCUUGGUGGAUCCGACCGGGUUGGGGCUACGUAGCCUUCUCCAUGCGGGCCCGGAGGGGUCCUUCACAGAAGGGGACCCAUCGGCGGCCUUCCAAGAAGCUGAAAUGUGAAAAGAAAACUCGGGCCAAGGUGGACGUCCCGCAAGGUGCCGUCCGGGAAGGCACCGGCCCCGGUCUUCUCUCCCAAGAAGAGCCCGCCCAGAGAUCCUCCUCGGAACACGAAUCGGCCGACCUCGAGAGGAUGCUGCAAAGGCACGCCAAGAGGAUGCCUGAGACGGAUGGCGAAACGGCAAGAGAACAAACCGAUCUCAGCGUGGAGAGCGGCUUUCCCGAGACGGACCGUGGAGCUCUCCUCGAGACGCACUUUCGGACCCUGGAGGACGAGGAAGAGGAGGAAAUAAAAGAGGAGAGCCACGGGGCCGGGUGGUCGGAUGACUCGGAUAUGGAACCCGAGGAGGCGGACGACCACGUGGUGGAGGUGGACAACAGCGCGUUCUUGAAUGAGGACAGCAACCAGCCACUGCCCGUGGACCGGUUCUUCGGCAGUGUGGCAUUCAUGCAGGAUCUCCCGGCCGCUCCCCUCACCCGGGCCAUCGCCAGCAGGCGAGAAUUCAGGAAGGCCCACUUCAUUGCCAAGGAGGACGAUGAGGAGGAUGAAGAAGAAGAAGAAGAGGAAGUCAUUUGAGGACCAAGAAGAGAGAUCAGCCGAUGUUCCAUCUCUUUGCCAGAGGCCGUCGAGAUGUUCUUAAUUGCAAAAAGACUCGUUCCUUUGGUGGGAGUUAACUCUCUGAGCUCCCGUAAUCCUGCACCUCCAGGCUCUGCCUUUCAAAGAGGGAAUGGACCCUCUCUUUUUUUUUGACCUGGGGGUGUUUUCUUGUUGCACGGCUUUAUUCUGGUUGCCCCGCGACAACCUUGCCCAGGAGAGUACUUGAGGAUCUCGGUGUGAGGACUUGGGAAAUGAUUGAAUUUUCCAAGCAUCUUGCAGCAUAAUUCACGACGGAAAUCUGGUCUCUCUGGCUCUUCUUUUUUUUUUCCUCCCCCAAGGAUGUUACCAGGAUGCUACUUAUAAGAUCCCCACAUGAGCCUGUUUGAAUUUACAUAAGAUGUUUGCAAGAGCCUAAACUGGCCGAAGCCCGCAGAGAGGAUGUGGAAACGGUGAAAUGUUGACUUCUUGGGUGGUUGGUUUUUUUUCCUUCAGAAUCUCCAGCAUCAAGAAGAGCUCUCUCUGUAUGCACUGAUCUGCCACGGACACCGUAACCCAUCAUCCUGGACAGCGAGGACUGAAGUUGAACCCCGCUAGUUAAUCCUGAAGGUCCAUCGUCUCGGUCCCCAUCCGGUUUCCAGCAAGGCUCCAGAGAGAUGCUUGAAAGAGGAGGCCCAUCAGGCAUGAAGGGAAGGGAAGGGCAGGGAGGCUUCCAUCCCCUGGUCAUUUGAGGCCACCCGUGGAUAUGGGAACCCCCCCCCCCGCCACCGCCGGGCCCUCCCAUGUCAGGCAGAGGGAAACGGCAUCCCCCUGCGGAGGCACACCGCCUCUGCACAUCGAAGCUCAGCCAUCUUUACCGAGAGGCUCCCGUUAAACCAGAUGUUCCCAACCUUCAGCAACCCAGAUGUUCUUGGGACUAAAACUCCCAGCGACUUUUGCCCCUCGCUGUGCUGGCCAGGAUUUCUGGGGGUGGCAGCCCAGGAAGAUCUCGGGACCCAAAGCAAAAGGGAAGGAUGCUGCUUGUAUGCCGCCCCAUCAUGCUAAAAGCACUCCCUGGGUGGUUUACAACGAUGCAGGCUAGGCAUUCACAUGCACACACGCAUACCAGCAAGCUGGAU
Molecule: messenger RNA, 1871 nt
Organism: Pogona vitticeps (central bearded dragon)
Lineage: Eukaryota; Metazoa; Chordata; Lepidosauria; Squamata; Agamidae
Gene: C7H1orf174
Product: chromosome 7 C1orf174 homolog
Source: RefSeq, a predicted model, not a curated record